GGGAAAGGAAGCCCGGCUUCUCUUCCUCCUCCCUCCCUCCCUGUGCUGGAAGUGGGGGGGAGGAGGGGAGGAAAUUACGUGCUCACGUCAGCACGCACUCGGGCGCUGAUACGUCCCGUUACCAUACCUAGCCUCUGCCGCCGGCGUCGUUAUCUUUCUCUGCCCCGGGGGAGUGGGGGCGAAGGCGCGUUCGCGAGCGGCGCGCACUCAGUAGCCGAGGGUGCGGGCCGGGGUGGUCGCUUCGCUUGGGGGUCCCGCCGCGCAGCUGUGGGGGUUUGUUUGUGAAGCGGGGACCGACGCCCCUCCCCCCACGCUCCCCCUCGACCCCCCCACCCAGUUCUUUUGCACCGACCCUCACCCCAGAGCCAAUAUUCCUGAAAUUAAGAGAUACGCUGCGGCGGCGGCUGGAGCUGCGGGGCCCGGGGCUGCCGGGGCCGGGGGAGACCGCAGCGAGGCCACCGCCGUCGCCAUGGAGGCUCUGGGACCAGGGCCACCAGCCAGCCUUUUCCAACCGCCCCGUCGCCCUGGCCUAGGAACAGUUGGGAAACCAAUCCGUCUCUUAGCCAAUCAUUUCCAGGUGCAGAUCCCUAAAAUUGAUGUUUAUCAUUAUGAUGUGGAUAUCAAACCAGAAAAGCGUCCCCGAAGGGUGAACAGGGAGGUGGUGGAUACAAUGGUGAGACACUUCAAGAUGCAGAUAUUUGGGGAUCGGCAGCCUGGCUAUGAUGGUAAAAGGAACAUGUAUACUGCACAUCCUCUGCCCAUUGGCAGAGACAGGGUGGACAUGGAGGUUACUCUUCCAGGUGAAGGAAAAGACCAAACCUUUAAAGUGUCGAUUCAAUGGGUGUCUGUGGUCAGCCUUCAGCUGCUCUUGGAAGCUUUGGCAGGGCAUCUGAAUGAAGUCCCAGAAGACUCUGUGCAGGCACUUGAUGUCAUUACCCGGCACCUUCCCUCUAUGAGGUACACUCCAGUGGGCCGUUCGUUCUUCUCUCCCCCAGAAGGCUACUAUCACCCUCUGGGAGGUGGCCGGGAAGUGUGGUUUGGAUUUCACCAAUCUGUAAGACCUGCUAUGUGGAAUAUGAUGCUCAACAUAGAUGUAUCAGCAACUGCUUUCUACCGUGCCCAACCUAUUAUUGAAUUCAUGUGUGAGGUGUUGGACAUUCAGAACAUCAAUGAACAAACAAAACCUCUUACAGAUUCCCAGCGUGUUAAGUUUACCAAAGAAAUUAGAGGUCUAAAAGUAGAGGUUACUCACUGUGGCCAGAUGAAGAGAAAAUAUAGAGUUUGCAAUGUUACUAGGCGACCAGCCAGCCACCAAACGUUCCCUUUGCAGUUGGAAAAUGGACAGGCUAUGGAAUGUACAGUAGCUCAGUAUUUUAAGCAGAAGUACAGUCUCCAGUUGAAAUAUCCUCAUCUUCCAUGCCUCCAAGUAGGGCAGGAACAGAAACAUACGUACUUACCCCUUGAGGUAUGUAAUAUAGUGGCAGGCCAGCGUUGUAUCAAGAAACUAACAGACAAUCAGACGUCAACUAUGAUCAAGGCAACAGCACGGUCUGCACCUGAUAGGCAGGAAGAAAUUAGUAGACUGGUGAAGAGUAAUAGUAUGGUAGGUGGACCUGAUCCAUAUCUGAAAGAAUUUGGGAUUGUUGUCCAUAAUGAAAUGACAGAGCUGACAGGCAGGGUGUUGCCUGCACCGAUGUUACAGUAUGGAGGUCGGAACAAGACUGUUGCUACACCAAAUCAAGGUGUUUGGGAUAUGAGAGGAAAGCAAUUCUACGCUGGCAUUGAGAUUAAAGUCUGGGCUGUUGCCUGCUUCGCUCCUCAGAAGCAAUGCCGGGAAGACUUGUUAAAGAGUUUUACCGACCAGCUGCGGAAGAUCUCCAAGGAUGCAGGGAUGCCGAUCCAAGGACAGCCGUGCUUCUGUAAAUAUGCUCAGGGUGCAGACAGCGUGGAGCCUAUGUUCAAACAUUUGAAGUUAACUUACGUUGGCUUGCAGCUAAUAGUCGUGAUCCUCCCAGGAAAGACACCAGUUUAUGCUGAGGUCAAGCGUGUUGGGGAUACACUCCUAGGCAUGGCGACCCAGUGCGUUCAGGUGAAGAAUGUUGUCAAAACCUCACCACAGACUCUGUCAAACCUCUGUUUGAAGAUCAAUGCAAAGCUUGGAGGAAUAAAUAAUGUUCUUGUACCGCAUCAAAGGCCCUCUGUGUUCCAGCAGCCAGUGAUCUUCCUGGGAGCAGAUGUCACUCACCCGCCUGCUGGGGAUGGGAAGAAGCCUUCCAUUGCUGCUGUAGUAGGCAGCAUGGAUGGCCAUCCCAGUCGCUACUGUGCUACGGUGCGGGUUCAGACCUCUCGCCAGGAAACUUCCCAGGAGCUUCUAUACAGUCAGGAGGUGAUCCAGGACCUGACCAACAUGGUGCGAGAACUGCUGAUCCAGUUCUACAAAUCCACUCGUUUCAAGCCCACACGGAUUAUCUACUACAGGGGAGGAGUGUCAGAAGGGCAGAUGAAGCAGGUAGCUUGGCCAGAACUCAUAGCAAUCCGGAAGGCCUGCAUCAGUUUGGAGGAAGACUAUAGACCAGGAAUCACUUACAUUGUUGUUCAGAAAAGGCAUCACACAAGACUUUUCUGUGCUGACAAGACGGAAAGGGUUGGGAAAAGCGGAAAUGUUCCAGCAGGGACAACUGUGGACAGCACUAUAACACACCCCUCUGAAUUCGACUUUUACCUCUGUAGCCAUGCAGGGAUUCAGGGAACCAGCCGCCCUUCUCACUAUCAAGUCUUGUGGGAUGACAACUGCUUCACUGCAGAUGAAUUACAACUGUUGACAUACCAGCUGUGUCACACUUAUGUCCGGUGCACACGGUCUGUCUCAAUCCCUGCUCCAGCAUACUAUGCCAGGCUGGUAGCUUUUAGGGCAAGGUACCAUCUUGUGGAUAAAGACCAUGACAGUGCUGAAGGCAGCCAUGUGUCGGGACAGAGCAACGGUCGUGACCCUCAAGCGCUAGCCAAGGCAGUGCAGAUCCAUCACGACACCCAGCACACAAUGUAUUUUGCCUGAUGAGUACCCGAGGAGCUGAGGCGAGAGCAGCAGUCUGGGUGGGCACGCCAAUUCCUACUGGUGGUCAGGGCUCAGGUUGGUUUGAGGCUGCCACCAACAACGGCUCUUCGGAGGGUUGUACUGAAACAGCAUUUGCAGCAACGUCUGAUGCAGACACGCAAUUGAGCCAUUUUUAUGUUGUGGUUUUCAGUGAAUAGAAAUUUCAUAAGGACUGUCUUUGCAUCGGACUGAAUUUUUACCUCAAAGAGCAAAAGGCUGAUCAUCCUUAAAAAAAUAGUUUUUAAAUGGACUUGGUACGAAAGGUUUUUAUUGAAAUAUUUUGCUAAUCACUUUGAGUUAUCUCUUCAUUGUUCCCCUUUAAGCUGAUCAAGAAACCUGAGUUCCUCCUGAGCCGCUUUCCCUACUGCUUAGUGAAUCUCCAGAUAUGGCAAACCAUCUUAUUCCACUGUUCUGCUAUGUGGGGGGCCAUACACACAAACACACACGUAUACUUCCAGAGGUAUUGGUGUUUUGCUUUACUUUGUCCUAUUUUCCUAGCCCUCUUUUUUGUAAAUCUUUUGGCAGUCAUGGGCUGCAAAGCUAUUGCACUAUUACUGCGAAUUCAUCUAGGUGGUUCUUGUUCUGUGAAUGUGUAGCAUAAACAGACAGCAGUGCCCCUUGGCAGGUCUAAACAAAAACAUGCUUCGGCUGCCGUAUCCUCUGCAAUGCUGAACUGCUUCCCCCUCUUAAAAAGUAAGUGACAAUGUUCUAAAAGAUUAGUUUUAGGUAUUUUUUCAGACAUUACAAAAAGUGCCCAUUUUAUGCUGCUGUGUUUGAUGAAUCAGUCAUUUUUAAUACUGUUUUUCAUAGAAGGUUUUAACUUUGGCAAUAAAUAUUUUUUUUAAGUACCCUGGCAGUAACUUUUCUAGCUGAACUUUACAUGAGUUACAGCCAACCGUUCUCAUGUAGGGUUGACUCUUAACUGUCCUAAGAAGAAAAUUAGACCAUUCUUAAAAAGUGGAUCAGAAGAGGCUCCCUUCAUGCUUUUUACGAAUGAUUAUUUUUAACUGUUUUAUAUUCACCGUUGGUCGGUCUGCCUCCCUUUUUAUAUAAGCUUGGAAAGUGGGUGUUCCGCAUAGGAAAGGCUUUGCCAAUAUGUACAGCUGUGUAUAGCGUGACAGUUGCAAUCUGAAGAUUUUUACCAGCAUUUUAAAACUUUAUUCCUCUGAGAAUUUAGGUUGCCGGCAUGUACAGAAACAUUCAAUAGCAUGUGUGAAGUGUAUAUUUAAUACCGAUCUUGACUUGUUUCUAUAAAUUAGGACUCUUUUAUGUGCUUGAGUCUUUCCCACUAAAAUACGUAAUUGGAAGGGGGGGCGAGCUGCAGAUGUGGUAGUGUUACAGUGAGACUAGUUUGUAAGUGUUAGCGCAAGAUGCUUUAAAUCCCUAGUUUUUAACCUAUGUGAUGUGACACCACUGUGAAAAUUUUGAAUUUUGCCAAUAAUUGCACUCUGAAGUCUCUGAAACAGGCAGAUGGUGGUGCGGAGUCCUGACCUGGCGAGGUUUUGUAACCAGCUCUCAGAGGUCAGCAGGUAUGCUUCUGCGGUUUUGAUUUCCUUCAGUCUUUGAUGCAAAGCUUGUAAAUAAAUGAAAGUUUACAUUUCUAAAUACUCUGAUUUCAGCUGUGCAAAGGAAUACACUGAAGUUAGUCUUUGUAAAGCAGUUUUAGAAGCUCCUUCCAGAGUUGUAUAUCCCAGUGCGGGGAUGACAGGCUUUUAAAGUUUCCUCUUCCCACUUGGAAAUGGGAGUAAAGCAAGCUCAGCUGGGAUGCUAGUGUUGGGUUGGAAUACUAGGUUUCUUCUUCUCUUUCUCUCUCUUUCUCUUUCUCUUUUUAAAAGAAUACCUCACUUGGGUAAUAAUCAGGACAUGGGAAGGGAGAGUAAUCGCUGCUUCAGCUAGCCUGCUGCUUUUCUUUCCUUUUUUUCUAAGUACUUUGUUCAGGAAGAAGAUGCAAGAACUCCUGCUGGCCCUAACGUGGAGAACCAGGCACCAGCUGGCGGGCGUAAGCACCUGUUUAGCGUGGCGUAGGGCUUCGUUUUUUGUUGCACCAGGUGGGGCACCUAGGCUAAGUUAGGAGGGGCAGCAUGGAGAAAAGGCAGGCAGGUGUGUAACAGCACCAAGUACCUCUUGCACAGGCUGGGCAUAGAGAUGUUCUUCAUCAGCUUGCCUGCAAUGAAGCCAGCUCUGUGAACCUUAGACUGUGCAGACAGAGGAACCUCAAUCAACCAGGUUCUGGCUGACCUAACAUGAAAGAAAAGAACAACACCAGGGCUAGCUCAAACCGUCUUUUCAUCAAACUGUGCAGUCAGAGGAACCUCAGCCAGGUUCUGGCUGACCCAACGUGAAAGAAAAGAACAAUGCCAGGGCCAGCUCAGAUGGUCUUUUUGUCUUCUGUCACAGGGGAAAAAUAAGCUUUCUUGUGCAUUACAAACCAUACCUAUUGUUGAGUCUCCUGUGUUUUUUUUAUUUUUAUUCGUUGCAUUGUCACAAUGAAUUUUACCACCACCCCAAAAAGAGAAAAUUCUACAGAGAAACUUUUUUUGCCAACUUUUGCACUUUCUUGGAAUUUUUCAUGAAUUGUUUUCCUUUAAGCUUUAUUUUCCUCCCCUCUAUUGGAAAUGUUUCUGUGCAAAAAUGUUCAGCUAUUGCUGAAGAGUGCAGUGAUGUCUUUUGGGUGGGAGUGUUUCAAAGCGAAGUCUUUAUUGUAGCGUGGGGGCGGGGGGGGGAGAGGUAGCAAAAGAUCUUCAGGCCUAAUAACUGCAAGGUCCGAUUGCAGCAAUACUGUUGUGUGGCUGAGUCUGAGACUGCUUGUCAGAGACAUCCCUGCCCAAGGGACUGAAUUGUUAUGCAUGUGUCAAUCAAUGGGAAGACGUGCAUUCUGUAGCUGUAGUUCUUUAGGGUGUUUUGGGAUUGUGUUUAGUUUUUUUCCCCCUCCUUUGGUUUAAAGCCUGUUGGCUUUUGUUUAGCUAUCUGUUGUGAAAGAUUUUUCAAAUGUAGCAUACGGGAGUGCAGGGGGAGGCAUAGGAAAGGGGAAGCUGGUGUGCAAAGCGCAGCAAACUCCUACUCUCUCCUUCCCAAAACCUAUUCUGCUUUUCUGCGAGCAGCACUGUUUUGAAAGGGUUCUCAGAAGUGUUUGGUUUGUAGCAGAUCGUGGGGGUGGCAGAUGGGGUUCAAUUUGUUGACUCCUAUGCUGGAGCUGUGACUUGACUUAGCAUCAGAAGGUGACCUCCAAACAGACAUAAUUACUGGGCUGUGGCAGCUCUGUUCCACGCAGUCCAUAUCAUGUGAUCCAAAAAUGUACCUAUCCCCCCAUCUCCUUAUAUCAAAAGCCUUUGUCUCCCAGUGGACACAAGGCCUCCCUUUUUGUUCUGGUACCUUCUUACAGCUCCCCCCCUUUCCCCCCACCUUUGUGGAUGUGCUGUAGAUCCCCCCCCCCUUCUCUUGCUCAAUAGCAAGGCUGUUGCUCUGCUUUCAUUUUAGGAAAGGAGAGCUUGGAGGGCAUUGUAUCAAUACUGUUUUCAGCUGCAAGGUUUUUUCCCUUGUGCAAUUUGAGGAAAGAACAUAUGUGAAUAUCACGUAAAAAGAGUUUUCUUUAUACCUUGCUAUUGACACUUUUGUGAUAUUUCUAUGUGUAGGGCCUGAAACUUGUAUGUAAAACUUGUUUGCAUUUGUUCAUUUUUGACCUCUGAUGUAUUUUUUCUUUUUGAUUCUAUAUUGUUAGACUUGUAAUGUUUUAAAUUGUAUUUUAUUAAAAUUGGACUGGAUGUAUGUCUAUAGCAAUACGAGGUACUUUUUUUCUUUGAAAGAAACAAAUCAAUCCCUAUUUGGGGGAGGGGUUAGCAGACCCUCGCUGAGAUAAUUUGCUGGCUGUGUAUAACUGCAAUGUAUUUUUUUUCUUAGCCUGCAGGGAUUUUGUGUUCAUGUGUCCAAAAAUAAUAAUAAAGGCAUUUGUGUGCCAAAUGUUUUCUUUAUUGGUGUAUAAUAAAAAUAUAGCCUGAAAUAUUU
Sphaerodactylus townsendi is the source of this 7096-nucleotide messenger RNA. It is a transcript of the gene AGO4, whose product is annotated as argonaute RISC component 4. Gene Ontology annotation, molecular function: protein binding; RNA binding. The coding region runs from base 470 to 3055 and encodes 861 amino acids. The transcript is spliced from 18 exons. NCBI's taxonomy places the organism in Eukaryota, Metazoa, Chordata, Lepidosauria, Squamata, Sphaerodactylidae. The record is from RefSeq and is a predicted model, not a curated record.